AUGAAUUCCAACAACGCGUCGGCUUUGAUAUCUGAAGAGUUCCCUCAGGCAUCUUCUAGCCGGCAUCCAUCACCCACAACCAUAUCUGUACCAGUCCAAGAUUUGAUCAAUGGUUCCAGUCUGUCUCCCUUGAGUGAUAGGAAAGGUAAAGGAAAAGAAAGGAUGGUCAAUAUCGAUCUUGAUCUCGAGCCUGAUUUCAAAAGAACGGAAGGAGGUCACGAAGAAGAUUCAUAUAAUAGUAUCAGUGAGGAUGAAAGGAACUCUACGGUAGGCUCAGAUACUGAAGGGGAAGAUGAAGAGAAUUAUGAAGCAGAACGACAACGUCGUAUACGUGAAAACCAAGUUAUUCUAGCUGGUCUGGGUAUCGAGCCAUCUGCUUCCUUUCAAGCUGGUUCAGGCUCUGGCUCAGGUCUCAUCAAUGCAACAGGAGGAUCAUCAACGUCGAAAACCCGUAAUCGUAAUUCAUCACCUACACCAGGAAGGAAACGCAAGAACGGCAGUGAUAUACCUAUACUGGACAGAUCAGGUCAUAUAAUCUCAUUACCACCUGAAGGUAAAACUCAUACAAUGGCAUGUAUCGAAAUGCCAAGUGAUCGAAAAUUGAAAAAGAGAAUAUCAGAUGGAGAAUAUAUAGAUUGUUCAAAAUGGUCACAAGGUGAAUGGAGAAGAUGGAAAUACGGUUUUGGAAAAGGAGGUGAUAUACCUCCUGACGAAGAUGAAUUUAUAGGUGGUGUAGGUAAAGAUUUCAGAUGGAGAAGAUGGAGAGGUUUAGAAAAAGAAUUAAGGAGUGAAAUGAGAAGAAGAGGUGAAUUGGUUGAAAUGGAUGCUAGACCUACUCAACAGGUUAUUACAGUACCAGAGGGUGUAUCCGCUUAUUCACUUUUACCGGGUGAACCAUGUCAUCAAUGUAGAAGAAAAUCAGAUAAACCUAAGAUGAAGUGCAGGAAUGUCAACCCAAUUUGUCGAGCAACUUUCUGUGAGACUUGCUGCAAGCGAUACAGUUAUUUCGACUUUGACGAAGAGUCUCGAUCCUUCAUCUGUCCACUGUGUAAAGAUAUCUGCAACUGUUCGAAUUGUAUACGAAAGAAGAACCUGGCCCAUCUUUUAGGCGAUUCAAAAGGGAAGAUCAAAAGACAGUCCAUCAAGUACUCAAUGGGAGCUGAGGCGGAAGGAGAGAUGACUGUUCAAGCAUGGCUGGAAAAAGCUGUCAAAGAUGUCUCUAGAGCGCCGUUCGAUUUAAUCAGAAUAGUUGAUCAAGAUAAAGAUGUCAUUUCACCUGAUUUACCACCGGAAGAAGAAGAAGAUAUUGGAGAUAAGAUAAUAGUUCAUAAACCUAGAAAAAUGCGAGCUAAGAAAAUGAAACUGGGUGACAAAGUUGAAAAGGAAACAGUGGAGAAACUAGGGGAGGAGAAACCAAAAGCUAAAAGAGGAAGGAAGAAGAGGAUUCUUGAUGAAAACGGUGGAAGUAAGGUUGAUCAAUUUGAUGGAAAUAAAGGAACGAUGAAAUCUAACAAUUUGGGCAACUUGAUAAUCAAGCUAAAGAUUCCCAAAUUGUCGGAAAAGCGAUUAGAUGUUAUUCCGCCCGAACGUGAGAGAUUGAAAGAAGUUGAUUCGGAUGGAGAUACAGUUGGAGAUUGGUCUUCCCAUAAUGGAGAAGGUGAACAAGUUGAUGAUUCAAGUUCAGCUUUAUCUUCUUUACCGUCUGAUUCACCUCCGAUCCCAGCCAGAUUCCCUUUUCCUCCACGAUCAGUCUUCUCCCAGAUCCCAGAUACCAAUGAAUAUCUAUCAACUUUACCUAGUACUCUCCAAGAUCAAACUCAAAGUCAACCUGUUUUAGUGGAAUCAACCAACGACAUACCUCCACUACCAUCACAGCCGAUGCAAUUCACCCCGCCUCCUCCUCUUCUGGUUGAUGCAAACACAAUUCGGUCAUCCCCAGACAUCAGUGGUGAUGAACAUGCUCAUCCCAAAAAAAGGAAAAGACCUCCACCAAAAGCGAACAUCGUUCGUGCCCCCAGACAUAGUUCGUUUUCUACCAAGUCUGAUCCGCCCACAAUCGUGAAUGCGAACGGAAAUCCUAAUCGUACCCAUCCUGCGGCAGAGUCAAAGCAUCUUGCUAUUCCCACGAAUGACAAUCAAAAGUCUGAGCGUGAUUCCGAACAUACUAUACAGAUGCAAGGCCCAAUUGAUCCACCUGUUCCUAGAUUUUCAAUACCGUUAGAAAACUCAGAUUCAAGAAUGGAAAUGGGGAUGGAUAACAGACUGGGUAUUGGACCUCCUGCAUUACCCAACUUCAUACCUCCACCUUUACUUUCCAUUCAACAUACUCAACCACACCAAUAUCUAAACGGACUUGAGCAGAAUCGGCCUUUUUCAUAUUGGGCACCGCGUGCAACCCUCAUGAGAGGUGAAAUGGAUACUUUGUAUAACUCAUCGAUACACCAAGACCAACGUCCAGAGUAUCAGCGACAACAAUUCCAAUACCAGAAUCAUCAACAGAUUGCGUCGAACGCUACUCCCUCCUCAUCGUACCCCACGAUUCCGCUUCCGGCAGACUACUCUUCAUACAGUUACAAUCCCACUUUACCGUCAAUGACUAUGCACUCGGAUGCGACCACAUUCGCGCCCCGAUACAGUGAAAGUCCUAAUGUAGGGAUUAUGGGAGGAAAUAAUGGACCUCCACCUUAUUCACAUUCACCGAUUAGAAGACCAUUGGUCCUGAGUCCAAACACAGAACGACAAUAUUUGGUCAUUGAUAGAUCUCCUCACUUCCAUCCUGCACCCAUACCUCAUUCUGAUCAGCCUUUUGACAGGACAACUUCGAUAGUGGAUCGGCCAUCCAGACCGACUGCAGACCUCACUUCCAAUUUUAACAUGAAUGCGAAUCCAAAUUCCUCGAGCGUCAUUAAUGGCAAGAGCGAGAGCACGGUCCAGGAUACCGAAAGGACGAAAUGGAAUGGUAAAUCUCUAUCGAAGACCAAGUCAAAACCGAACUCGAAAUCGAAGACAGAUGGGUUUGAUACAUUUGACUUGUUGAGUCUAGCUGCGGUUGAAGCUAGACAAAAUCCGAAUUUGGGAUAUAAUCUUGAUGCGAAUAACAACGUUAACGAUGUUUGA
Messenger RNA from Kwoniella shivajii, 3117 nucleotides. RefSeq lists its product as uncharacterized. Bases 1 to 3117 code for a protein of 1038 amino acids. The record is from RefSeq and is a predicted model, not a curated record. Gene Ontology annotation, cellular component: nucleus. Lineage: Eukaryota; Fungi; Basidiomycota; Tremellomycetes; Tremellales; Cryptococcaceae. The transcript is spliced from 4 exons. Gene Ontology annotation, biological process: regulation of DNA-templated transcription.